Molecule: messenger RNA, 3336 nt
Organism: Physcomitrium patens
Lineage: Eukaryota; Viridiplantae; Streptophyta; Bryopsida; Funariales; Funariaceae
Source: RefSeq, a predicted model, not a curated record
CUUCUUCUUCUUUCCUUUGUUUCCGCUGUUGUUUUUGUUGUCGUUGUUGUUCGCUUCCAUGCUACAAAUCCAUGGCGAUGGAGAGGCAGAGGUUGUUAGAAAGAGUGCUAGCUUUGCGUCGUGAUUGAUCCGCCUCCUCACCUUUCGGCUCCGAGCUUUUAUUUUUUUCUACCGCGGCUUCUGUAGUUCUUUUUGUUUGAUACUUGAGGGAAGGAUGGAGUUGAAGCGUGAUUUGAAUUGGCUUGAGGAUGCAACGGAGGUGUCGGCGUCUUACUGUAGGUGUUAUGAGUUUUGAACUGUUCUUACAUGGCUUGAGUAGAGACGGAGAGAUAUUGUUGAAGGAGAGCAGGUUAUGAUAAGAGGUUUUGUUGUUGUUGUUGUUGUUGUUGUUCAUCGGUUUUCACGUGUGCUGCAUGUGGGGGAUGUUUGGUGGUGUUCUUUGUCUAGGAGUUCGAUUGUGGUGGUGGUGAAGUGUAUUUUUGAGGCGCAUUAGUCGUGGUUAGUCGCAUUUGGACGAUAGAGUACAGUGGGUUUUUGGAACGAUUUUGGGGAAGUGCGUUAGAAUUCCUUCCAGAUUACGAGUGUGGUUAUUGCAUGGUUUGUAUCUUGAGAGUGUUAGUGGUUCAAAAUAUUUGACAAGUAUUUGGUGGACUGGCUUAGAUAAGGCUGGAUCAUUUUCUUAGACAACUGUUGGGCGUCUUGCAGGGUCUUAGAAAGUGUAUCUUCAACUCAGCUACUGUGAUUAAGACUGUUGAUACAAUGUGUUUGCUGCAGUCUUCGUUUGAAAAUGCUUCUAAUUAGUCAGAUAUCGAUCAUGUAAGGACUUUCAUUGCCAGCCGUAAACGUUUAUUGUUGUAAGACUUUCAGGAUCUAUCUUGUGGCUGCGAAAGGGGCUUGUCGAGGUUUCAAUCUUAGUUCAUUGUACGCAUGGCACAUGUGGUCGAGAGCAUAUUUGCAUUUAAGAAGCCUCGGGCCAGAUUUGAAUUUGUACGAUUGGAUCAAACUGGAUGAUCUCGUCCAACAUUAUCAACUGGGUCAGUGAGUUUUCUUUGUUUCCAAAUUGAUCCCAAACAUUUUCUGCAAGGUACUCGAGGAAGCUCCUUGACGCAUGAGAAUUAGGUCUUUCUGCAGUGUAAGAGGGAAGUAACAGACGAUCGUUGAGACAAUUUGGCUGUGAGGAUCUACUUGCAAUAUGCUUGCAAUCUCGAGUUUGGCAGCGAAACCAUGAUAUGUGCCGAAGCUUAUGAAGACAUGAUUGCGGAGGCGUACUAGUCUUCCUAAGUUUUUGGCAUCCUCGACUGCAUGAUAAUCUUUGGUUGGGAUGCUGGGCUUUAGGGAGAGGCUGCAUGCCUAUGCACCAAGAUUGCAUGAUUUAUUGUCAGUGCUGGAUUUGCGCUGUGGCAUGACGCAAGGAGCGGAGUGUUUCCAAAACUUUUCAGACUUUACAAAACCACGUGGACUCAAUUCAUAGAUAACUGUCUAUGUUUCUCUAUUUCAAGUGUGUGACGUGGUACAAGAAACAUUCCCGGUUCCAACACUCACGAUCAUGAGAAUCUAUGACGAUGCUGUAUCUUGUGAAAUUAUAGACCUUUUAAAAUCAGCCCUAAAGAUUCUCCGGUAGCUGCGAGGCAAGACUCAAAAUUCUGGAGUAUAUUUAAAGGACAUGGCCAGAAGAAUCGUCACCUGUUGCCGUGCACACUGAUGUCUGAAUUGUCCAAAUGCAGGACGUAUCCUACCCCAGAAACCAGCAUGUGUUUUUUGCUGAAAUGGUCCAACCCGAAGAAGCAACCUCCCUCAGCCGCUGUUUCGGUGGCGCCUUCUAAAGCCAGAUCAAGGCCCAGGGUUACUGAUAAGAGCAUCGCACAGUCAUACAAUAGUGCUAACCAUACCAACUCCAGUAAAGAUUCUUCGCGAUCAUCCGGCAGUGCCACAUCGUUGACCAACAUCCGAGAGAUGCUCUCUGAUGGUCCUAUAAUUUUCCAGUUCAGGGAUCUUUGCAAAGCCACUGACAAUUUUAGUGCAUUAAAGAAAGUCGGCACUACAGUGUACCGAGGAAAUCUGCAGAAGACCGACAUGGCAAUAGUGGUGGACACAAGAAAAGGAGCAGGUGGGGAUAACUUUGCUGCAGAAAUUAAGAACUUGGGAAGCAUACAUCAUGCCAAUUUAGUGAGGUUGCUGGGAGGCUGUAUUAACGGAGAACAAGUUUACCUCGUCUAUGAUUACAUCAAUGGAGGCAACCUAUGGCACUAUCUUCACAGUAAUAUCUCUCCCGGAUUUUCAGCGCUUCCGACUUGGAUGUCACGGAUUCAGGUGGCUCUGGAGAUUUCCAAAGGAUUGGAGUAUCUACAUCACCACACACAUGUGCCGACUUUACAUAAAUACAUAAAGAGCACCAACAUUCUUCUGGAUGAUGAUCUUCAUGCCAGGAUAGCAUUUUUUGGAGUCGCAAAAAUCAGGGGAGAGUUAGGAGCACUAGAAGUGACACCCAAGACUGCAACUGAGGAAGGGGAGAUUGUAGAAGUGAAACCAGGAAAUCGUGGAAUUCGAAGGUCUCGUAGCAUCAAAAUUACAGGAACCCAUGGGUACAUGGCCCCAGAGUAUCUAAACGGAGGUGUGAUAAGUCCGAAGCUUGAUGUGUUCGCUUUUGGAGUGGUUUUGCUAGAAAUAUUGUCUGGCAAGAAAGCUGUCAGCUUUCAGGCUAGUGCAGGUGCAAAUGCUUUGAGGAAAACUCUUCUUACAGAAGUCAUAAUGUCAAUCUUUGAAGAUAAGGAUCCCAAAUGUAGGAUACGAGCUUGGAUUGACCCUGUGCUACGAGAUGACUUCCCUUUAGAUUGUGCCCUGAAAGCUGCCAAAUUGGCGAGAAGCUGUGUUGAUCCAGUUGCUAACAGGAGACCAGAUAUGAGCAAUGUGUCGAUGACUUUGUUGCAGAUUCAGAUGUCUUCUAAGAUAUGGGACGAUAAAAUGAAAAACUCAAAAGACGUUCUGACGACUAUGUUGCAGGCCAGAUGAGCAUUGGUAGAGGCAGGCUCAGUUGUAGAUGAAGAAGAUACACAACAAUGCCAAGUGAAAUUGGGCUAUAUCUUUCUUCAGUUUGUUCUACGCAAACUGUUAAGUUGACUUAGUUUGUAUAGCAAAAGAAUGACAGACUGCCAGAUUAAGUAGCUAUUGGUCGAGAGAGUGCAUAUCACCAAAAUUUCGACAAACAAAGAGGCCCCUAUUUUUUAACAACAGUGUUACGAAUGUGAGUGAAUCCGAAGGCUCGGAGAAUUAAACAAUGAAACAAUGUUAGUGUUGCUUGCUCGAAUUCACUAAUCCCUUUAUUGCCGUUUUGUUAAA